Molecule: messenger RNA, 2478 nt
Organism: Limanda limanda (common dab)
Lineage: Eukaryota; Metazoa; Chordata; Actinopteri; Pleuronectiformes; Pleuronectidae
Gene: arhgef33
Product: Rho guanine nucleotide exchange factor (GEF) 33
Exons: 17
Coding region: 1-2448 (815 amino acids)
Molecular function (GO): guanyl-nucleotide exchange factor activity
Source: RefSeq, a predicted model, not a curated record
AUGGAGAAUGGAAAAACAGAAGAAAUGACGGAGGACGUGUCAGAAGAUAAAGACGAGACUGUGGAGGAGCCGAACCUGGAGAUCGCUCAGCUGCAGGGCCUGGUGGCUGAGCUGCGCGAGGGGCUCCACGCCGCUCUGACGGAGCUGCAGGACCUGCACCAGAGGGACCACGGCCUGGAGGAGAAGCUGCAGGCGCACCAGACCGACGUGGACGACAAGAUCAUGGGCCUGAAGAACUCUCUCAACACCUUCAAGGAGGAGCUGAAUGUGGCUCUGUUCCACAUCAAGGACGUGUCCAGCCGACAGAGGGAGGUUCAGAAGAAGAUGGAACAGCUGCAGAGGGACAACAGCAGUGACAUCAUGUCGGUUCCACACAGCAGAAAGAGCUCGAGGGCAGAUGUGCUCACGGCGCCGGGGGAGGAACACAUCUGUGUGGCCGGCCAAUCAGAGCUCAGCGUUUUCCAACACUUCUUCUCCAGCCUGCCGCAUGGUGGGUCGUCCCAGAGGAGCAACACGUCCCCACAGACCUUUGAGCAGGAGCCUCAGCUGCAGAGAGGUUGUCCAUCGUGGGGAGAGAGGAAGACGAGCAGAGACGACACAGACGGCCUCACCAGUCCAACUGAACCCAGUAAGAGGCAGAGAGCCGCUCUGGAGCUGCUGGAGUCAGAGAGAGUCUACGUCUCCCACUUGUCUCUGUUGCUGAAGGCCAACAUCUCCUUCAACGGGUCGGAGCCCAUCGCCCCCAAGGACAAGCGUCCGUUUCCCAGCUCCCUGAGGUUUCUCAUCCAGCAGCAUCUGGAGCUGCUCCACACUCUGCAGGAGCGAGUGCUGAAGUGCCAGUGGCAAGGCAUCAUGGGGGAUGUGUUCAUGAGGCUGACCAGCACAGAGAGCGACUUCCUGGAUUUCUACGUGUCCUACCUGAAGGAGCUCCCAGACUGUCUGUCCGUCGUCUCCAUGCUCGCAUCCAGCUCCAUGAAAUCAUCUGCCCUGCUGGAGAGCGACAUAAUGGGCGACGAAUCCAAACCCUCCCUCCACACUCUGCUCCUCCAGCCGGUUCAGAGGAUCCCAGAGUACCUGCUGCUGCUGCAGGGGCUGCUGAGGCAGACUGAGGCGGAGCACCCAGACUACUACCUGCUGCUCGUGUGCAUCCAGCAGUUCCGGACCUUCACGGCUCAGUACCACCACCUGCUGCAGCACAACCAGGAGCUGCUGCUGCACAACCGCCAGGAGGUCAAGAGGUCGACUAUGAAACAGCUGCUGAUGACAGUAGAGAGUGGAAUCAAAAACAAUGACAUUGGCUCGCCGUACCCGUGCAGCAGCGCCGCCAUGCUAGAACAUGCGAACCAGGUGAAGCGCAGCAAGCAGCGCCUCCUGGAGCAGAUCCAGUCCCAUCGCUUCCAGGAGUGGGACCGGGACCCCGACUCUCACUGUUACGACUCGGAGUGGCCGUCCCAGCUCCCGUUCUUCAACCCGGUCCUGGACUCACGGAACCACAAGCCCACAGGUCUUGGCAGCAUCCCGGAGAGCGAGUCCACUGAGCGCUCCAUGUCGUGUCAGCAUCAUCUUCCCUCCAGAGCUGCCGAAUUCCGUCAGGUUCAACCCGGCUCCGCUCUGGCCGACGCUCUGGGGGAGUUCCUCCUGCCUCCGGACCCCCCGGGGAUGGAGAGCCUCUACGAAGAGGACGGCCGGUCCCUCCACGACGUCUCCAUGUUCGACCAGUGCUCCUCGGCCUCCUCGGACUCGUCCAUCGACAUCGCCUUCGUGAAGUGUCCCAAGGCCCCGGCGGCCUCACACCACGCCAUGGCAGCCAACGUGUCCACGUCCCGGGAUGUCUUCGGCAACGGCGGAAGCCACGGCAACGGGUUUGGCAAACUGCCCAACCGAGGGUGUGUGUCCCCAGACGAGGCUGUGAUGAUGCGCCGCCAUCAGCAUCGCCCCCUUCAGGCCAGCCAGCGUAAGAGCAAGUCCCUGAACGGCCUUCAGAUGGACAACACGGUGAGCGGCCUGGACGCCGCCCCUCUGUCGGACCACCUGCAGAGAGUCGGGCUGGGCAGCCACGCCAAGCUGGAGCGCCAGGGCAGCAAGGGCAGCAGAGGGUGUGGCACGCCGUCCCGGAAGGGCCACAGCCCCAUGGGCAACCGGGCGGACGCAGACAAGCAGAGCGGCGAUCUCCACGGGCUGCUGAGCAUCGACUCCGGGAUCCAAUCGUGGGGCGACGAGUCCAAGUGGAGGACGGAGGAGAACAACCACUCCCACUUCAGUGAGAGGAGCCGCAAGCAGGACAAGGGAGGCUUCAGGAGCUCCUUCAAGAAACUCUUCAAGAAGAAGAGCAGCGAUGAGAAGAAAGACAAAGCUGGAGAGAAAGCAGCAGAAAACCAGAACAGCUGCGACCACGAGACGUCAGGGAAGAACUCCAAACUGGAGAUAAACCGCGGCACGGCCGUGUGAAGGCCAACUCCCCCCCCCCACACACACACA